Trematosphaeria pertusa is the source of this 2698-nucleotide messenger RNA. RefSeq lists its product as uncharacterized. The record is from RefSeq and is a predicted model, not a curated record. The transcript is spliced from 2 exons. NCBI's taxonomy places the organism in Eukaryota, Fungi, Ascomycota, Dothideomycetes, Pleosporales, Trematosphaeriaceae. Bases 388 to 2292 code for a protein of 634 amino acids.
UGGAAGACAAAGCUGCGUGAAGGCAUGUUCUGUGAAGAAUGCAGGAUAGCGCCGGUCGCUGCUUCUUUGUCCCCUUGACCUGUGGUAGGGCUGACCGUUAGCGUGUGACGAAACCCGUGGACCACAACCGUCAAUGCCGGCGCAUAACGCCCGGCACCCUGCAGCUCUCUCACUUCUACCACAACACCUAUAGACACCAAUGCUUCAUGGCACGUUGCUCCUCUUGUUGAUGCACACCCCCGCUCCUUUCUAGUAUAUAUCCUUUCCCUUCGCAUUCAUUCCCUAUUCCCUGCGGCUCCCCACCAGCAAUCAGAGCCGCAGACGUCAGCAUUCAACGCCAACGUGUCUCGCCCAUCCUCUCGCUACGAGCUCGACGACGUGCCCACUAUGGGGCCACGAGACGGUUUGGACGACGAGGGAGCGCCUCCCCAAGUAUACCGCGACGACGAGAACGCCAGUGUCCACUCCGACGACUCUGCGGCCGCAGACGCAGUCCUCCUCGCCAAUUCCGAAGCUUCCGACGAAGAGUACUACGCCGCGCAGGAGCCCUACUAUGCGAGGAAGUACAUCCCGACAAGGUUGCAGCGUGCUUGGAGGGCGACGGCGACGUGGGUGAAGGGACCGCAGCCUGCGAGGCCGUGGAAGAUACACCCGUUCUUCCCUUGGAUACAGACCGCGCCGAUACAGUUCUUGAACAACUACUUUCCCCAGCGCAAGCACAAGGUUAUCCUGCUGGUAUUCUUCUAUUUUUGCUGGCUGCUCAGCUUCGGGCUGGUUUUACAUCGGUCGGCGUUUGCUGCUGACAUUCCGGGUUAUGGGUCGCCAGUGCGUAUAAGGUGUACCGACCGGUUCUGGCGCGAUGGAAAUGGUUGCGGUCUGAAUGGCGACCUUUGCCGGCCUUUCGAGAACAGCACCAUGCCUUUCCGCUGCCCGGCUAAUUGCAAGCGAGUGCAGGUUGUCAAUCCGCAUGCCGUUGGGGACCAAGAGGUCAACUAUCGACCACUUGUCAUCGGCGGCCCGACAGACGAGGACGAGACCCUUGAGAACAGCUACUACCGAGCCGAUUCUUUCAUCUGCGGUGCAGCGAUCCACGCGGGUUUCAUCAACGACCAGUCUGGCGGCUGCGGUGUCGUCUCCUUGAUCGGUGAGAAGAGCGACUAUUCCAGCGUCAACCGAAAACAUAUCACCAGUGUCGGUUUCGACUCGUACUUUCCCAAAUCUUUCUCCUUCCUGAGCGGCACUCAAUCGAAGUGCCGGGACCUGCGGUGGCCCCUUCUCGGUGUUUCGCUCACAUUUACGAUUUUACUGUCGCUUUUCACGACGUCGCCCGCCGUUUUCUUCCCAUCGAUAUUUCUAGGCAUCUUCUUCCACGUCGCUCUCGCGUCGGAUCCGCCAAACCUCACUGAUUACUACGCCAUUGUCAGCAUCGCUCUCGGACGCUUCCUACCGGCCAGUUUCUGUAUGUUUGCGGUGUACAAGUAUUGCGUUAGGAGGCAACUGCACGGCCUCCAUGCCCAGAUUGAAAAGACGGUUCUUUGGCUAGGUGGCUGCUGGAUUGGCGCCUUGAACAACUAUACCUUCGACAAGAUCCCCAUCGAACGGCUCACUCCUCACGAUAUCAAGCAACAACCUGGAGCAGUCCCUGCACUCAUCAUUGUUGUACUCUCGCUGUUCUUUAUUGCGCUCUUGCAGGCUUGGUGCAUCCGGGUAGAAGGGCGCCUGCCUCAGUAUCUUGCGAUCUAUGGGAUUAUGGGCGCUACCAUCCUGGCUCUGGUGGCCGUCCCGAAGAUGAAUGUGCGCAUUCACCACUACAUCCUCGGACUCCUUCUCGUGCCUGGUACUGUGAUGCAGACGAGGCCUAGUCUCCUCUUCCAAGGAUUGCUCGUCGGACUGUUCAUCAACGGCAUCGCGCGCUGGGGCUUCGACAGCAUCCUGCAAACCCCGGAUGAGCUGCGAGGAGAUGCGCAACUUGGCACCCUAAUCCCCCUCAUGGUCUCACCGAUUAUCCACGGCAAUGUGGGGAUAAGCCUGGAGCCAAACAUCACCUUCGAGUGGGACCUCCCACUCCCGAAGCAUUACGACGGCAUGAGCAUCCUAGUCAACGACGUCGAGCACUUUAGAGGGUACGAAGACGCGGGUAAGGAAUCGUUCACCUGGGUGCGCCACAUGGAGGACGUACCAGAGUACUUCCGUUUCGCAUAUAUGGCUGGGAACACGCGGGGCGACUACUCGAAAGCGGGCACUUGGCGCGCAGACGGAGGAUGGACGGAGAUGGAAGCCGGCCCUUCGUAGAGGGUCAGGCUGUCCGGAAACUGGGGAGAUGAUUCGGAAAUGUAGGCGUUGAAGGCGCAACGGGGUUGGAUAAAUGCCACGAUGAUUUUGAUGAGGGGCGUCGGUGGAGGGAGUGGGCAUGCAGGGUCGGUGUCAGGAGGUGUUGUUCCUGUUUGAAAGGGCGCAUGGGUGGAUGGGUGGGCUUGGUUCACUUAGCACUACUGGUUCAGCGCUCAGGGAUCGUGAUUACGGCGUUGUCCCAAGCACCGGGAGUUGGGAAGGAGGGGGGCGGUUUAUCGAUACGGAAUACCCUCGCUCCUUGUCUUCGGAUAGACCCUGAGCUAUGAUAAAGGCGAUAGAUGCCGUCGCACUGCUCGCGGAUCGACGACCUGAGGUAAGAAAGGCAAAUAGAAAUUGUAUCCGAGCA